GUGGCUUAUGGGUAACUGAGUCCUCGGUGUGCUGCUGUAAGGGGGAGGGAAAAGACUUGAGACUCGGUGUUUGUGCAGAUGCGAGUGAACGAGCAGGAAUCCAGCGGCUGGAGGACUUUUUCUCUUCGAGCGAAACUCGUGAAUGUUUUCUCGCCUGGAGCCUGAGGCGAGGACGGAGAAGAAGAAGAAAAAGAAGAAGAAGAAGAAGGAGGGAGGGAGGAGGAGGAGGACAGAUGCGAAAAUGCGAGAAGAAAUCCAGGAAGAGAGCGAGGGGAGCUUAUUAAAGAUUCAGCGCGGGAGAACAGACGUUGUCGCCCGUCCAGAGCUGUGGCAGCACCGGGGGUAAACUCACGACACUCACCGGGCUCCGGGCGUCAGCGAAUGGGCUGAAACGAAGCGGAGUUUUGUGGAAGAAGCGAGUCCGAAGUGGGGUUUUUUUUAAAAGCAGAGACCCAAAGGGAAGGGGAGGAGAGGGGGCGAAGAAAACGCCCUGCUGCCGCUGCCUGUUGCUGCGGUGUCCAAAUUCAAACUUUAUCGCCGAGUUUGGGGGAAAAUGUCUCCUCCAUUCAACUGAGGGUGAAAUUCAAAUGUAAACUUUAUUAGCCGAACCGCUGGCUGACAGAGGGCCCGCUCACUUUGCCACUUUUGUCGUGUGUGGAGUGUUUUCCUCGCGCUGGGAGUAUUUUCAUUGUGCACUGUAUUCCUGUUGGAGGCGAGUUGGGUGGGCUGUGAGCCCGGGGCUGCUCCGCUAGGCCCACGGCCAUUAACCCAGGAACAAAGAGGGUUCCCAUGUAAGAAAAACUUCAAUCAAUUACUCCCAUCUCUACGAGGUUUGUUAAAAACGAGCGCAGUCAUGUCGCUGGGCGCCGAGAGGAGGAUGGAAACCCGGCUGAAGAAGCUGGAGGGCAUGAUCCGAGACCCCCGCUCCUCAGUCAACCUGGAAAGUUUGCUGGACUCCAUGAACGCCCUGGUCUUAGACUUGGACUAUCCAGCACUACGCAAGAACAAAAACAUUGAAACCUUCCUAAACAGAUAUGAGAAAGUAAUAGGACAAAUUCGAGACCUCCAGAUGAAGUCUGAAGACUUUGACAGAGUUAAAGUCAUCGGUCGAGGGGCAUUUGGUGAAGUCCAACUGGUCAGACAUAAAGCCUCUCAGAAGGUUUAUGCCAUGAAGCUGCUGAGCAAGUUUGAGAUGAUUAAGCGCUCAGACUCCGCCUUUUUUUGGGAGGAGAGGGACAUAAUGGCGUUCGCCAACAGUCCAUGGGUUGUGCAGUUGUGCUGUGCCUUCCAAGAUGAGCACUACCUCUACAUGGUGAUGGAGUACAUGCCAGGAGGUGACUUGGUCAACCUCACCAGCACCUACGACGUGCCAGAGAAAUGGGCCAAGUUCUACACAGCGGAGGUGGUGAUGGCCCUAGAUGCCAUUCACUCAAUGGGCUUCAUCCACCGUGACGUCAAGCCAGACAACAUGCUGCUAGAUGGACAUGGACACCUCAAGCUGGCUGACUUCGGAACGUGCAUGAAGAUGGACACUACUGGCAUGGUGCAUUGUGACACAGCUGUCGGGACUCCAGACUACAUCUCUCCCGAGGUGCUCAAGUCCCAGGGUGGAGAUGGUUAUUAUGGGAGAGAAUGUGACUGGUGGUCUGUUGGGGUCUUCAUCUUCGAGAUGCUUGUUGGUGACACACCAUUCUACGCUGACUCUCUGGUGGGAACGUACAGUAAGAUAAUGGACCAUAAGAACUCUUUAAACUUUCCUGAUGAUGUGGAGAUCUCCAAAGAUGCCAAGAAUAUCAUCUGUGCCUUCUUGACUGACAGGGAGGUGCGAUUGGGCAGGAAUGGUGUGGAGGAAAUCAAGCGGCAUCCUUUCUUUAAGAACGACCAGUGGACCUUUGACACCAUCAGAGACACGGUUGCUCCUGUGGUCCCAGAGCUGAGCAGUGACAUAGACACCAGCAACUUUGAUGAGAUUGAAGAUGACAAAGGCGAUGUAGAAACUUUUCCCACACCUAAAGCCUUUGUUGGAAAUCAGUUACCCUUUGUUGGCUUCACUUACUUCAAAGAAGAUCAAUUACUAAAAUCCUGCAACAAUUCCUCUGUGACCCACGAGAAUGCGAAAGGAGAGUCGGCAGCAUUGCAGAAGAAACUUCGCCACGUAGAGGUGCAGCUGAAUAAUGAGAAGCAGGUCAAAGACGAACUGGAGCACAAAUUCAGAGCUGCCACUAGUCGUCUGGACAAAAUCUCUAAAGAACUUGAGGACGAGGUGAGCGGGAGAAAGAACCUGGAGUCGAGUCUGAGGCAGCUGGAGAGAGAAAAGGCCCUGCUGCAGCACAAGAGCCUGGAGAGUCACCGAAAGGCUGAGAGCGAGGCGGACAGGAAGCGCUGCCUGGAGAAUGAAGUCAACAGCCUACGAGAUCAGCUGGAUGACAUGAAGAGAAGAAACCAGAAUUCACACAUUUCCAAUGAGAAGAACAUUCACCUACAGAAACAGCUGGAAGAGGCCAACACGCUGCUGCGGGCCGAGUCCGAGGCAGCGACGAGGCUACGUAAAGCCCAGACGGAGAACAGCAAGCAGCUGCAGCAGUUGGAGGCCAACGUACGCGAGCUGCAGGACAAAUGCUGCCUGCUGGAGCGCAGCAAGCUGAGUCUGGAGAAGGAAUGCAUCAGCCUGCAGGCGGCUCUGGAGACGGAGAGGAGGGAGCACAGCCAGGGCUCAGAGACCAUCAGUGACCUCAUGGGUGGGUUAAACACACAUUUUUUAGCUAAGACAUGCACUGAGCUUUUUCCUGAAAUUUUCAGAGGGGCUGAAAAGAGCAACAAAGAGAUUGAUUUGACCUACAAGCUGAAGGUGCUGCAGCAGGAGCUGGAGCAGGAGCAGACGUCUCAUAAGGCCACCAGGGCAAUGCUGGCAGAUAAGAGCAAGAUCAAAGUUACCAUCGAGGGCGCCAAGUCAGAGUCCAUGAAGGAGAUGGAGCAGAAGCUGGCGGAGGAGCGAGCAGCCAAAAUGCGUCUGGAGAACAGAAUCCUGGACCUGGAGAAACACAGCAGCAUGAUGGACUGUGACUAUAAACAGGCUUUACAGAAACUGGAUGAGCUGCGAAGACACAAGGACCGCCUCACUGAGGAGGUGAAGAACUUGACCCUGAAGAUCGAGCAGGAGACCCAGAAGAGAACCCUGACUCAGAACGACUUGAAGGUUCAGAACCAGCAGCUCAAUGCUCUGAAAACCUCAGAGAAACAGCUCAAACAGGAAACCAACCACCUGCUGGACAUAAAACGCAGCUUGGAGAAACAAAAUCAGGAGCUGCGCAAAGAACGACAGGACACAGACGGGCAAAUGAAGGAGUUACAGGACCAGUUAGAAGCCGAACAGUAUUUUUCUACAUUGUAUAAGACCCAGGUGCGUGAACUGAAGGAAGAGUGUGAGGAGAGGAACAAACUCCACAAAGAUGUUCAGCAGUCUGUGCAGGAGUUUCAAGAGGAGAGGGACUCAUUGGCGGCUCAGCUUGAGAUCACUCUGACAAAAGCAGACUCAGAGCAACUGGCGCGCUCCAUCGCAGAGGAGCAGUACUCCGACCUGGAGAAGGAGAAAAUAAUGAAGGAGCUGGAACUGAAGGAAAUGAUGGCCCGGCAUCGCCAAGAGCUCAGCGAGAAGGACAUCACCAUCAGUUCGUUGGAAGAGGCCAAUCGCACCCUGACCAGUGACGUCGCCAACCUUGCUAAUGAGAAGGAGGAGCUGAACAACAAACUGAAGGAGGCAAUAGAAGAGUCAAAUAAUUCAAAGGACUGGGAGCAACUGAUCGCCAACAAUAAGCUGUCGUUUGAGAAGCAGCUGCAGUCUGAGAGGACGCUGAAAACUCAGGCCGUCAAUAAGCUGGCAGAGAUCAUGAAUAGGAAGGAGGUCCGUGGUGGAGGCAGUCGCCGUGGUAAUGACACAGACAUGCGGCGAAAGGAGAAGGAGAACAGGAAGCUGCAGCUGGAGCUGAGGUCGGAGAAGGAGAAGCUCAACAGCACCAUCAUCAAAUACCAGAGAGAGAUCAAUGAGAUGCAAGCGCAACUGGCCGAUGAGAGCCAGAUGCGUAUCGAGCUGCAGAUGGCCCUGGACAGUAAGGACAGCGAUAUCGAGCAGCUGAGGAACCUCCUGCAGUCGCUCAGCGUUCAAUCAAUGGACUCAGCCAGUGUCAGCAGUGGACCAGACUUUGAUACUGAUGAUGCGUACACAGAAACAAGACUUGAAGGUUGGCUCUCUCAUCCUGUGAGAAACAACACCAAGAAGUUUGGAUGGGUGAAAAAGUACGUUGUAGUGAGCAGCAAGAAGAUUCUCUUCUACAACAGUGAGCAGGACAGAGAGCAGUCCAUCCCCUACAUGGUGCUGGAUAUAGACAAACUCUUCCAUGUGAGGCCUGUCACUCAAACCGAUGUGUACCGCGCCGACGCCAAAGAGAUUCCCAGGAUAUUCCAGAUUCUUUAUGCCAAUGAAGGGGAGAGCAAAAAGGAGCCUGAGUUUCCUGUGGAGCCGCUGGCCAUUGGAGAGAAGUCCAGCUACAUCUGCCACAAGGGCCACGAGUUCAUCCCCACGCUCUACCACUUCCCCACCAACUGCGAGGCUUGCACCAAGCCGCUGUGGAACAUGUUCAAGCCGCCUCCGGCUCUGGAGUGCCGGCGCUGCCACAUCAAGUGCCACAAGGACCACAUGGACAAGAAGGAGGAGAUCAUUGCUCCCUGCAAAGUAAACUACGAUGUGUCAACGGCCAAAAACCUGCUGCUGCUCGCCGUGUCCCAGGAGGAGCAGCAGAAGUGGGUGAGCCGGCUGGUCAAGAAGAUUCCCAAGAAGCCUCCGCCGCCAGAGCACUUUGCACGCUCCUCGCCACGCGCCUCCAUGAAGGUGCAGCCCAGCCAGUCCAUGAGGAGGCCCAGUCGACAGAUCCCCACCAGCAAGAGCAGAUUGUCCUUUUUGAAUACGCUGAAAAACUGGCCACUGUUACCAGAAAGGUCAAACGUUCCCCUAAAGCAGUGUUCAUGUUGCCAUGAUUUUUAAAAGUUAACCUUGCUUGGGAGUGUGGUGCAUCUUCGAGGUGGUGGGAUGUGUUUCCUCCUAAAUCAAAGACUGUGUAUACAAAGCUCUGUUUGCAGACCAGCACACUGAACUCCACAUCACUUCUCCACAACCCUCACCCCCCCCCUGUCCUGCUUCAGCCUGUGACAGUCACAAAGUCUGUUUUCCCUUUUCAUCAAACUUCAGCCGUCGAAUUAUUAGCUGAAGUCUUCUCCCAGGCCGAGACGAGAACAAAUCAGUGUCUCUGAGGGGAGGGAGCUGGAGGAGCACGUUCGGAUCCCACACAACACGAGAGAGCUCUUAUAAACUCGACUCGAGGGCUGACAAGAAGGGGAUAUACUUACCUCAACACUUCUCACCAAGACACGCUGCCUGAGUUAAGGACCCAGCAGGAAAACUCUCGACUCCGCUUUUGGGAAAUCUCGUGGCCAAAUAAGAAAAAGGACAUUUUUGUGUGUUAAAUGAUUGUUACGGUUUUAAUGGGGGAACACUACACUCAGAAGAUAGUAAAUUCUGUAUUUAGUCCACCCACAGUUGAGCUUGAUCCCAGAUACAGUAUCUGUACUUAUUCAAACUCUUUAACAUUGAUUGUAGCUUCCUGCUUCUCACCAUUCUGCUUUCAGGGGCGUGUCCACACUGGGUCGCAGAAACUUGAAUGAGGUACUAAGAGCGAACAAGCUGUGACUUCUGGGAAAGUCAGCGAGGCGGGGGAAGGAGUGUGUGAUUCCUCGCGGAUUCGAGCAGACUACUCCCGGAGUGCCUCUCAUUCAGAUUUCUGAUUGUGGCGCGCUCUGAAUCACUGGAUUGCUGUCGUUUGUCGUGACUCCAGUAACGGUUACAAGUGAACACAAUCCUGCUCUGAAUGGCAUUAGAUGGAGAUCCUCACAAUCCCAUAAUCAAACCUGCACUGUGGGCUCUGAGGGUUGAUGUUUACUGAAUUCUGGGGGGGGGGGUGCACCGUUCAUGCUUCUCUGAUCCGAGCUCGGCUCCGUUGAUGUUUUUUGAAUGUACAUCUGGGCAUAUACCAGAGAUGACACACAGGCAUUGUAUUACUUCCAAAUAUACUUGACUGAAGCCUCCUUUCAUCACCAACUGCUCUGAGUGAACCUGCAUGUGUUUUGCCUUUUCAGGCCUCACACUUGAGUGCUGUCACCCACAGGCCUCCACCUGUUAAACCUAGUUUUUUUUAAGUCAUUCCUCACAGUGAGAAACGAGGGGAAUUUAUCAAAGAGAAGCAGAAACAUUGAAGGUAUGCAAACAUGUCCCAUCAGUCCAAAUACUGAGCAGCACUAUUCCAUUGAACGUUUUUUUUAAGUGUUUGUCCUGAUAUUUUUGUAUUAAAAGUAACCAAACUCUGA
Molecule: messenger RNA, 6414 nt
Organism: Paralichthys olivaceus (Japanese flounder)
Lineage: Eukaryota; Metazoa; Chordata; Actinopteri; Pleuronectiformes; Paralichthyidae
Source: RefSeq, a predicted model, not a curated record